This is a messenger RNA of Synchiropus splendidus (mandarinfish), 2501 nucleotides long. It is a transcript of the gene mlh1, whose product is annotated as mutL homolog 1, colon cancer, nonpolyposis type 2 (E. coli). NCBI's taxonomy places the organism in Eukaryota, Metazoa, Chordata, Actinopteri, Syngnathiformes, Callionymidae. Gene Ontology annotation, cellular component: MutLalpha complex. The record is from RefSeq and is a predicted model, not a curated record. Gene Ontology annotation, molecular function: ATP binding; ATP hydrolysis activity; ATP-dependent DNA damage sensor activity. Bases 280 to 2469 code for a protein of 729 amino acids. Gene Ontology annotation, biological process: mismatch repair. The transcript has 18 exons.
CUGUUGACAAUUACAUGUCCAUUUCUUCUCAUUUGACACCACAAGUUAAUAUUACCUUACAUGUUUUUUAAAUAUAUUACUAAAAUAUAGUUUGCGUUUAGAUACAUAAGAAAAGAUUAGGUUUUGGGAGUGGCGGCUCUUCUUGUUUUUAUAUGUUCUGACACCAUGCUUGACUGUGGAACUUGCGCUAGUGAUGCACAACUUUGUCGCUAUUCAGUAAUUUUACUGCAAUUUUCUUCCGUUGGCGACUUUCAUAUCGAGUAAAGGGCGUUAUCGGGCAUGGCGGGGGUGAUCCGGAGGCUGGACGAGACGGUUGUCAACCGAAUCGCGGCAGGAGAAGUGAUCCAGAGACCUGCUAACGCUCUGAAAGAGAUGCUGGAGAACUGUCUGGACGCCAAGUCCACCAACAUCCAGGUGACGGUGAAAGAUGGAGGACUGAAGCUCCUGCAGAUCCAGGACAACGGGACCGGAAUCAGGAGAGAAGAUAUGGAGAUCGUGUGUGAGCGUUUUACCACCAGUAAGCUCCAAACCUUUGAAGACCUUUCAGCCAUCGCGACCUAUGGAUUCAGAGGAGAGGCGCUCGCAAGCAUCAGCCAUGUGGCUCAUGUGACCAUCACAACUAAGACGGCUGAGUCCAAGUGUGCCUACAGAGCAUCUUAUAGUGAUGGCAAACUCAAAGCUCCACCUAAACCAUGUGCUGGAAACCAAGGAACCCAGAUCCUGGUGGAGGACCUCUUCUACAACGUGUCCACCAGGAGGAAAGCUCUGAAGAGCCCAGGCGACGAAUAUGCCAGGAUUGUAGAAGUGGUCAGCAGAUACGCCAUUCACAACUCAGGGAAAAGCUUCUCUGUGAAGAAGCAAGGAGAAACAGUGGCAGAUGUGAGGACUCUUCCCAACGCGUCUGUGGUGGAUAACAUCCGUGGAGUUUUUGGCACCGCAGUCAGCAGGGAGCUGAUCGAGGUCGGCUGCGAGGAUCAGAAGCUGGCCUUCAAGAUGAACGGCUACAUCUCCAACGCCAACUACUCGGUCAAGAAGUGCAUCCUGGUGCUGUUCAUCAACCAUCGCCUGGUGGAGUCGAGCGCGUUGAAGAAAGCUCUGGAGACGGUGUAUGCGGCGUAUCUGCCCAAGAACACUCACCCCUUCCUCUACCUGAGCCUAGAAAUCGCUCCGCAGAACGUUGAUGUAAACGUGCACCCGACCAAGCACGAGGUGCAUUUCUUGCACGAGGACAGCGUUAUCGAGAGUGUUCAGAAGCACGUGGAGAGCAAACUCCUGGGCUCCAACUCCUCACGCACCUUCUUCACUCAGACGUUGUUACCGGGCCUGUCUGUGGCCGGCGGCAGCAGCGAGCUGAAGGCCUCCAGUGCCACACCGGAGCCCACAGAGCGAGUCUAUGCUCAUCAGAUGGUUCGCACCGACAGUCGGGCGCAGAAGCUGGAUGCUUUCCUCAAACCCAAAGAGGCGCUGGCACGUCCGGAUCCCGAGGAAUCAGGUCCCAGUUGCCAGGAAAAGGCCCAACCAGACGGUGAGGAGAUGGAUGACAUGGACCUUCUGGAGGCUCUGGAUGAGCAGGAGGGCAAAGAAACGGAAGGUGGCGAAGGAAUCAGCGCUCCUGAUGUCCAAAGGAAACGUGCCAGGACAGAGGAGCAGCAGGAGAUGGAGGAGGCAGCAGGAGGCGACACUGAGGCCGCAGAUACAUCCAAGAGACGAGUCAUCAAACUUACCAGCAUCAAAGAGCUGCGGUCAGAGAUCAGCCAGAACAACCACCACGGUCUGCAGGAAAUGCUGCAGAAUCACUCGUUCGUGGGCUGCGUCAACCCUCAGUGGACCCUGAUCCAGCAUCACACCAAGCUGUACCUGCUCAACACCAGCCGACUCAGCCAGGAGCUCUUCUACCAGAUUCUCAUCUAUGAUUUUGGGAACUUUGGCCUGCUGAGACUCUCGACUCCCGCUCCCAUUUACGACCUGGCCAUGUUGGCGCUGGAGUCUGAAGAGAGCGGUUGGACUGAGGAGGACGGACCCAAGGAAGGCUUGGCUCAGUACAUUGUGGACUUCUUGAAGAAGAAGGCCGAAAUGCUGGAGGACUACUUCUCCAUGGAGAUAGACCAGGAAGGGAAUCUGACCAGUCUGCCGCUCCUUCUGGACAAGUUCAGCCCCGUGAUGGAGGGUCUGCCCAUGUUCAUCCUCCGCCUGGCCACGGAGGUCAACUGGGACAGCGAGAAGGACUGUUUCAGAGACUUCAGUAAGGAGUGCAGCAUGUUCUACUCCAUCAGGAAGCAGUACAUCCUGGAGCCAGAGCCGGGGGGCGGGCAGGAAAACGAAGCAAACUCCUGGAGGUGGAAGGUGGAGCACGUCAUCUGCAAGGCUUUCAGGACACUCUUCAGUCCCCCGAAACACUUCAGCGAGGACGGCACCGUGCUGCAGAUCGCCAACUUACCUGACCUCUACAAAGUGUUUGAGAGAUGCUGAGCUGCUGUGACACACUGCUGUGAAUAAAGUUU